UCGAAGACGCUGAGGGUGGGGCUGUUCAAUGCGUGGAGUCUGAAAGACAACCAGGCCACCUUAAAUGAGGUUCGGAAUUCAGGAACAUGUACGAGCCACGUAUUUCCAAUGCUCUCACCUGCGUCUCAGGUGCUCUUUCAAGGUCAGGCAGUUGCGUCCAGAGAGUGUCCAUCUGGAGAGUCUCUGUUAGGAGAGAGAAGGAGAGAAGGCCUAUUCCACUACACACGCGAAGAAGACAACAGGGCAGUCAAGCGUCGUCGAUUACUAGAUCUACACUGACGGAUCAAGCAGAUCCAGCGGUGGUGGAUUAUCCCAGCCUUAGCCUUGUGGCUGCAUGGUGCGCACACGUUGCUGUUUGCAAGCAGAUCGAGAGUUCGCAUUGUGAUGCAUACAGUAAUACUAAUACUAUUAGAGGCUAACUCCCUGUAAAAGUAAUUACAGUAUUAAUAAGUUAGAGAAAAAAAAGAGAGAAAGGCAAUUGAUCGAGUGGUGGCCCAACAAAAAUGAGUGCUGCAAGCGCAGAAGAGGGUGCUGAUCGAGGCAAAGACCGGCCACCAGGGCUCCAUGGCUCGACAGGCGAGCAGCCGAGCAGGAGAGUGCUGGAGGAGGAGAUUGCCAUCCUGAGAGAGGAGAACAGUAAGCUGAAGGAAAAGUUACGCACUGCGGAGGCCAGAAACCUGUCGGUACAUGCGAAUGCAAACUCGAGCAGGAGUGGGUCGUUUGAUGCCGGUGUCAAUCGUACAUCCCACGACUCCGAAGGUCCCAGUUUUGGAAUUCUGUCUCGUCUGGAAAUCCCCUAUGACUCACUGGACAUCAGGGAACAGGUUGGAGGUGGGGGCUUUUCUGUUGUCUAUAGAGCGCUUUGGAUGGGAACACCUGUUGUAGUGAAAAAGUGGUUUGAUCCAUCCAUGGGCGAGGAAGCCAUGCAGGACUUCCGGGCCGAGAUGAUGACCCUUAGCGAGCUUCGACACCCUCAUAUUGUUCUGCUGCUGGGGGCGUGCACCCGCCCACCUGACCUCUGUCUUGUGUUAGAGUAUGUUCCACAUACACUCCAUUACAUCCUUCACAAAUCGAACAUCGUCCUCGACAGGAAGAGAAUUAUCUCGCUCGCUAUUGAUUUGACGAAGGCCAUGCUAUACCUUCAUGCACAGAGGCCACCUUUAAUACAUCGUGACUUGAAGCCGGCUAAUCUUCUAGUGGAUCGGCAAUGGAGAGUCAAGCUUUGUGAUUUUGGGUUGGCAUCAACGCACCCUAUUAAGAAGGGUGCUGGGACACCUGCAUACAUGGCUCGUGAAUUGCUGGCAGGGAAGCCAUACAAUGAGAGGGUAGAUGUGUAUUCAUUUGGAAUUGUGCUCUGGGAAAUGAUGGCCAGAGAAGUUCCCUUUGAUGGACUGGAUUAUGCAGACAUAUGCAAGAAGGUGGUGGAGGAGAAGAAGAGGCCACCCAUUCCUCUCUCAUGCUCCAGAGCGAUCGCAAACUUGAUAAGGGACUGCUGGCAUGAUGACCCGGCGGAGAGGCCUACUUUUAAUCAGAUUGCGGUGAGGCUUCGGGAACUUCAAUAUGAGGGGCAAUCGAUGUGAUAUGGUGUGAUGUGAGCUCCCGUGCCCGUGUCUCUGUUGAUCAAUUUGGAAUUUUGAAGUUGGAAAUCGGAAAUUGAAAAUUGGAAUGUCCAUGGACUUUGGGGGCAUGUGUGAAACUCACUUUCACUUUGACCACUGAUCUAUAUCAAAGCCAAUAGGAGGCAUAGGUGACGGAACCAGCGCUGGGCGAUGGCAGCAGCAAGGGCAUUCGGGGUGGUGGAAAAAUUUAAAUGGCAGCAGUAAAGAACUCUGUGUACG
Chara braunii is the source of this 1838-nucleotide messenger RNA. The record is from the annotation of a GenBank genome assembly. Lineage: Eukaryota; Viridiplantae; Streptophyta; Charophyceae; Charales; Characeae.